GAAAUCCGAUAGCUCCGUACACACCAUUCAGUCGUAUCUUUCGGUCCUAUCGACUAGUCGAUAAUUCUCAUCGCAAUUAAAUGGAUGUACUUCAGUAUAUAAAUAAAAUAAAGUAAAAUAAGCAAAUCCGCUGGAAUAUGCAAGCGCGUUAGGCGAAAACAAUUGGAAAAUGUGUGCGGGACACCAGGACCGACUAUAGACCGUUUUCCGCGCUGGCUAUGGUGACGAGGGACCACAGAACUGAUAAAUCCUAGGCCGACGCCCACUGAACACAGUUUCCUGUACAGGAGUGUAGUUUUGGAUAAACGCAAUUUUGACAUACCGGAUAGGGCGCUAGCGAACCUCGAACGUAAGCGCAAUGUCACAAGUAAUACCAAACACGCCCACACCCCAAAUGCUGACGACAUCAACGCCCAUAGAACCCAUGAAACCACCACCAGCGUUUCCCACGAUGAGCGGCGCAAACAUACACGAGCAGGCGUCCGAUUUGAUACUGCGGGCCUCCACGAUUUUUGAGGACGUCAAGCACGACCAGGCGAAUGUGGAGAAUGUGCCCCAUCACGGAGUUGAGACUGAGACGGAGGACGACUCGCACUACGGCGGGAACGGCAACUCUAAGAUCCGCAUAAUGCCCAGUGUGAAGCUAAUGGCCACGGCGCUCGCCUCCGAUCCCAAGCGCAAGUUCGUCUGCCCGUAUGACAACUGUACAAAGAGCUACGGCAAGAGCUCCCACCUGCGGUCCCACCUCACCUGGCACACGGGCAUCAAGCCCUUCGUCUGCAGCGAACCCAAGUGUGGCAAGGGAUUCACGCGCUCCGAUGAGCUCAACCGGCACCUCCGGACGCACACCGGCGAGAAGCCCUUCGAGUGCAUCCAGUGCACCAAGAAGUUUUCCCGCAGCGACCACCUCACCAAGCACCUGGCCACCCACGACCGCCAGCUAAAGGGCAGCACCCCGAAGCGAACAGUACCGAGCAGCAGUGGCGGAGUCCGUCUCAAGCCCCCGAAGAAGCAGAUUCAUUCGGAGUCGGACUCGGGCUUCCACUUCAUGGCCGCCAUGGUUGGUUGCGGGGAGCCGAGCAUGGAGCACCACCACCAGCAGCAGCAUAACCAGCACCAGCAGCCCGGGAGCAUUAUCGACAUACACCACAAGCCGAUAAAGAUCAAGCUGGAACGGCCAGAGCACAGCGACAAGUACCAGAUCGUGGCUCCUGAACACCAGAUGGAGAACCAUGGCCAAAACCAGAGCCAGUUGCCCGAUUUCCUUAACCAGGCGAAGCCCGAGGUAAAAUACGAGCCGACCGAAGAAAUUGUAAAUACCCUCUCUCAGCUACCGCCGGCGGACGGACCCGGCACGUACGGAAUGCCCCAGUUCGUCCAGGAUCGGCCCUUCUACUGCCGGCAGUGUGAGAAGCGAUUCAAGCGGCAGGACGACCUUAACCGGCAUAUACGAACGCACACCGGGGAGAAGCCCUACGCCUGUCAGCAGUGCUGUCGUCGGUUUGUGCGGAGCGACCACUUGAAAAAGCACCAGCAGACGCAUUUGAAGAUACGAUAGUUUCAUAGUUACUCCUUAAGUCGCUAGCCAUUGGCAUCCGCAUCCAAUCGAUAUUGGCUACCACACGGGCGUGUGUCGGGUGACGCACACAGUACAAUAAAAUUAAAUAAAUUCGCAAUCUAACUAUAUUCCUAUGCAAGAUCAGCGUCGGCUCUCAAAUCUCAAUUUGUAUGUAUGUAUGUAAAUAAGUCGUAUGCAAUUUAAUUUUAGCUCUAACUGUUUGUGUUUGCCAGAACAUGAAGACAUACAUCUGUAUUUCUGAAAGUCUUGCUGUUUCUUAUUUUCUGGCUACUAAGCUCCCCGUAUCUAUUAAUAUAAUUUAUUUUAGUAAAA
Messenger RNA from Drosophila simulans, 1891 nucleotides. RefSeq names its product zinc finger protein 135. The transcript is spliced from 2 exons. Gene Ontology annotation, biological process: regulation of transcription by RNA polymerase II. Gene Ontology annotation, molecular function: RNA polymerase II cis-regulatory region sequence-specific DNA binding; DNA-binding transcription factor activity, RNA polymerase II-specific. The record is from RefSeq and is a predicted model, not a curated record. The coding region runs from base 359 to 1558 and encodes 399 amino acids. Lineage: Eukaryota; Metazoa; Arthropoda; Insecta; Diptera; Drosophilidae.